Molecule: messenger RNA, 351 nt
Organism: Sparassis crispa
Lineage: Eukaryota; Fungi; Basidiomycota; Agaricomycetes; Polyporales; Sparassidaceae
Exons: 4
Coding region: 1-351 (116 amino acids)
Source: RefSeq, a predicted model, not a curated record
AUGGUUAUGGCUAGACUCCAGAAGAGCAACAGAAGUCACCAACUGGCUACCGUCGGUGUCGUUCUGACCUGCGUAGCACUGCUCAGCGAUCAUGACCUUAUCUCUGAUGCAUUUUAUACAUCGAGUCCGAAUGUUCCAGACCAAGCUUUUUUUGGCCCCGCAGGGCGCGCUCACGAAGGUUUUGUGUGCGGACAAGGCUUACAGGCCCCCGUAGUGCUUGGCAACAGUAAUUGCCAGUCAACACUCACACAGACCUUACCCCGGCCGUACCCCGCCGUACCCUGCCGUACCCCGCUACCUCAGCCCUCUCCGUCACGCUCUCCCCUGGGGUUCAAGCUUCAACUGUCCUGA